Molecule: messenger RNA, 383 nt
Organism: Procambarus clarkii (red swamp crayfish)
Lineage: Eukaryota; Metazoa; Arthropoda; Malacostraca; Decapoda; Cambaridae
Source: RefSeq, a predicted model, not a curated record
GAGGUUAGUCGGCGUUUGGCUACUGUGACGGUGAUGUGUACCGGGUUAUGUCUCUCUUGUUGAACGGUGUCGAUCAGUGCGUCUCCAGCAUGGGCUCACUAGAGUUGAAGGAUCUCCUCGGCAAGAAGGACGAUCUCAUUCGCGAUUUGGAGGAGAAGCUUAAAGUUCGAGAUGAUGAAAUUACGGAGCUCAGGUCGCAACUGGAUAAGUUCCAGAGUGUCAUACCCUACGCGACCGGCGGGGCAUCCAGCAGCCCCAAGGGCCAGGCUCGCAAGACCAGGGCUCAGGGCAUCUCGGCCGAGCCCCAGACGCUGAAGACCGUUCAGGAGCUGGCCAUCCUCGGCCAGACCACCUUCCCCGAGGUCCCCAAAGCUCUAAGGUAA